Molecule: messenger RNA, 1150 nt
Organism: Cricetulus griseus (Chinese hamster)
Lineage: Eukaryota; Metazoa; Chordata; Mammalia; Rodentia; Cricetidae
Source: RefSeq, a predicted model, not a curated record
AUGAUUCCAAUUUUCUUCCUGGCCACACUCUGCUUGGGAGUGGUCCCAGCUGCCCCAACCCAUGAUCCCAGUUUGGAUGAUGAAUGGCAAGAAUGGAAGACAAGACAUGGGAAAACAUACAGCAUGGAUGAAGAAGGACAGAAGAGAGCAGUGUGGGAGAACAACAGGAAAAUGAUCGAGCUGCAUAAUGAGGACUACACUAAGGGGAAGCAUGGCUUCCACUUGGAGAUGAACGCCUUUGGUGACUUGACCAAUAUAGAAUUCAGGCAAUUGAUGACUGGCUUUCAAAGCAUGGGAACCAAGGAGAUGAACGUAUUCCAGGAGCCUCUGCUGGGUGAUGUCCCCAAGUCUGUGGAUUGGAGAAAUCUUAGCUAUGUGACUCCUGUGAAAGACCAGGGUCAAUGUAGCUCUUGUUGGGCAUUUAGUGCCGUUGGUUCCCUAGAAGGACAGAUUUUCCGGAAAACUGGCCAACUGAUUUCUCUGAGUGAACAGAACCUAGUGGACUGCUCCUGGUCAUAUGGCAACAUUGGCUGUUUUGGUGGCUUGAUGGAGUAUGCCUUCCGGUAUGUGAAGGAAAACAGAGGCCUAGACACAAGGGUGUCCUAUCCUUAUGAAGCACGGAAUGGGCCCUGCAGAUAUGAUCCUAAGAACUCUGCAGCUAAUGUCACAGACUUUGUGAAAAUCCCAAUUAGUGAGGAUGCCCUUAUGAAGGCUGUGGCCACUGUGGGGCCCAUCUCUGUUGGAGUUGAUAGUCAUCACCAUUCCUUCAGGUUCUACAAGGGUGGCAUGUAUUAUGAGCCACACUGUAGCAGCAGUAAUCUGGAUCAUGCCGUCCUGGUGGUUGGCUAUGGUGAGGAAUCAGAUGGCAAUAAAUACUGGAUGGUCAAGAACAGCUGGGGCCAAGGUUGGGGCAUGAAUGGCUACAUAAAGAUGGCCAGAGACCGGAACAACAACUGUGGAAUUGCUACAUAUGCCAUUUACCCUACUGUGUGAGCUUCUGGACAGCAACAAGGAAGAAGUGGGAACAGCAUGCUCUGAGCAGAUCUCCCCCCUUCACAGACCAGUCUCUGCUGUGGGGGUAAUGACAGCUGAGUCACUGAGGAUCCACACUUGAUGUGACUUUUGGGACAUUUCCUCUAGUUAAAUGUGA